Molecule: messenger RNA, 582 nt
Organism: Solea senegalensis (Senegalese sole)
Lineage: Eukaryota; Metazoa; Chordata; Actinopteri; Pleuronectiformes; Soleidae
Product: medium-chain acyl-CoA ligase ACSF2, mitochondrial-like
Exons: 4
Coding region: 91-450 (119 amino acids)
Biological process (GO): fatty acid metabolic process
Molecular function (GO): medium-chain fatty acid-CoA ligase activity
Source: RefSeq, a predicted model, not a curated record
AUUUAUUUACUUGCAUUGACCAGAUUUUAUUUCAUUUUUUAAGAUCUUUACAGUUAUGUUACAGUUUUAUUACACAGGGACACAGCCAGCAUGAACAGUCUGGGUUACUGCAAAAUUGAUGGACGUAUCAAAGACAUGAUCAUCCGUGGAGGAGAGAACAUCUUUCCUGCCGAGAUAGAGCAAUUUCUCUAUAAACAUCCCAAAGUGCAGGAGGUGCAGGUGGUUGGGGUGAAAGAUGAGAGGCUGGGUGAGCAGGUGUGUGCCUGCAUCAGGCUGAAGGAGGGUCAGAGCUGCAGUGCAGAGGAGAUUAGAGCGUUCUGCAAAGGACAGAUUUCUCAUUUCAAAAUCCCACAUUAUGUGAUGUUUGUGGACAGCUACCCCCUCACUGUCUCUGGAAAGAUCAAGAAAAAUGUUCUAAAGCAGGAUAUGGAGAAGGCGUUGGGCCUUUAGCUUGAUGGACACUGAGUGAAGGGAAGCACUCAGCACCAAGAGAUGAACUGGGACUAUAAUUCAAAUUAGCUGCUUGAUUUUAUACCAUUUUGCAGACUAAAUGUAAUUAAAAUACCGAAAAAUGUAACCUAA